Molecule: messenger RNA, 3108 nt
Organism: Amaranthus tricolor (Joseph's coat)
Lineage: Eukaryota; Viridiplantae; Streptophyta; Magnoliopsida; Caryophyllales; Amaranthaceae
Product: ARM REPEAT PROTEIN INTERACTING WITH ABF2
Exons: 19
Coding region: 239-2341 (700 amino acids)
Molecular function (GO): protein binding
Source: RefSeq, a predicted model, not a curated record
AUCAACUAUAAAAAUAAAUUAAUUACAUGAGUUAGAUCUUAGAAGACCAUCUAAAUACGAGUAUAAUAAAAGAAAUCAAUUUGUUUUUUAAAAGGAAAAGAGUAAUGUCGGAAUCAAAACAGAUAGUUAUAUAUUAUUUUAUAAUUCCAGAAAUAGCCCUCAAAAACCCAAUCUAUCUUUCUACUUUCCCAACAGCUGUUCACUCUCCUCAUUCCUUCAGGCCUCAAGAGUCAAGACAAUGGGGUCCAAUUCCAAAGAAUGGCAAUCAAAAGAAAAUUCGAGCGAUAAGAAAGGGCAAAAGAGGAAAUUAGAGCAACAUCAUGAACACAGAGAAAGCUCCAUUGUUAUCGGAGAUUCUCUUCGGCGGGAGAUCGCUGAUCAGGUUCAAAUUCUUGAAGAUAAUUAUUCAUGGAGUGAAUCUCAUAGAGCUGCUGCUAAAUGCGCUACUUAUUUUCUUGCCGAACUCGCCAAAAAUGAGGAAGUUGUGAAUACAAUUGUGGAAGGUGGUGCGGUUCCUUUACUGGUGAAGCAUCUACAAGCACCGCCGUCGUUGAUGGUUGAUGAUGAUGUUAUGCCUUUUGAACAUGAGGUUGAGAAAGCUAGUGCUUUUGCUCUUGGACUUCUCGCUGUUAAGCCUGAGCAUCAACAACUCAUUGUUGACGCAGGUGCCUUACCUCUUCUCGUUGAUCUUCUAAAGAGGCACAAGAGUGGCUUGAAUUCUCGGGCUGUCACUGGUGUCAUUCGAAGGGCUGCCGAUGCAAUAACUAACCUUGCUCAUGAGAAUAGCUUCAUUAAAACCCGUGUUAGAACGGACGGUGGCAUUCCACCUCUGGUUGAACUACUAGAAUAUAGUGAUGCAAAGGUACAGAGAGCAGUUGCUGGGGCAUUGCGGACUCUUGCAUUCAAAAAUGAUGAAAAUAAGAAGGAGAUUGUUGAAUGUAAUGCCCUUCCAUCUCUUAUCCUGAUGCUUAGAUCCGAGGAUCCUGGUAUACAUUAUGAAGCGGUUGGUGUGCUUGGAAAUUUGGUACAUUCAUCGCCCAACAUCAAAAAAGAAGUCCUGAAUGCUGGAGCCUUACAGCCUGUUAUCGGUUUACUCGGUUCAAGCUGCUCUGAAAGCCAGAGGGAGGCAGCUUUAUUGCUAGGACAAUUUGCCGCAACUGAUUCCGAUUGCAAGGUUCACAUUGUUCAGAGAGGUGCAGUUCCACCUUUAAUUGAAAUGCUCCAAUCCCUUGAUUUACAGUUGAGGGAAAUGUCAGCUUUUGCUCUGGGAAGGCUAGCACAGGAGUCGCAUAAUCAAGCAGGGAUUGCUCACAGCGGUGGUUUGGUGCCUCUGUUAAAGCUUCUUGAUGCAAGAAAUGGUUCUCUUCAACAUAAUGCUGCUUUUGCUCUCUACGGUCUUGCAGAUAACGAGGAUAAUGUUGCCGAUUUUAUCAAAGUGGGUGGUCUUCAAAAGUUGCAGGAAGGAGAGUUUAUUGUUCAGGCGACCAAAGAUUGUGUAGCCAAGACCCUGAAACGACUGGAGGAGAAGAUACAUGGUCGGGUAUUGACCCACUUGUUGUACCUCAUGCGUGUGGGAGAGAAAACUAUUCAGAGACAGGUUGCAUUGGCUCUUGCUCAUCUAUGUUCUCCAGAGGACCAGAGAUCAAUAUUUAUUGAUAACAAUGGGUUGGAAUUGCUUCUUGGGCUUCUCAAAUCUUCGAACACAAAGCAGCAGCAUGAUGGUGCUGUGGCCCUUUGUAGGUUAGCUGGAAAAGCUAUGACUCUUUCUCCGAUUGAUGCAGCUCCUCCUUCUCCCAUAUCGCAGGUUUACUUGGGAGAACAGUAUGUAAAUAAUGCGACACUCUCAGAUGUUACUUUUCUAGUUCAAGGAAAACGGUUCUUUGCUCAUCGAAUCUGCCUUCUUGCGUCAUCUGAUGCAUUCCGUGCAAUGUUUGAUGGUGGUUAUCGGGAGAAGGAUGCCCGGGAUAUAGAGAUUCCUAACAUCCGAUGGGAGAUUUUUGAUUUGAUGAUGAGAUUCAUAUAUACUGGAUCAGUAGAUAUAAAGCCAGAUAUUGCACAAGAUCUCCUUAGGGCUGCUGAUCAAUAUCUUUUAGAGGGGCUGAAACGCCUAUGCGAGUAUACCAUAGCCCAGGAUAUUUCCCUGAAUAAUGUGUCAAGCAUGUACGAGCUCUCUGAGGCAUUUCAUGCUGUGUCCUUAAGGCAGGCUUGCAUCCUUUUCAUCUUGGAGCAGUAUGAUAAAUUGAGUAGUCGGCCAUGGCAUUCAUCUCUGAUGCAGCAUAUCUUUCCGGAAAUCAGAAAUUACUUUAUCAGAUUACUCACUAAGCAUAAUGCUUCGAACUAGUAUGCUGCCAAAUAUUCAUCCUUGAUUUGUGAAGUGUGAUUUAGUAGAAGCAACAGAUGACUGACAAGCUAGAGUGCCGUGUCUCCAGUAUAUGAUGUGGAGGUGUCAUCUCUAAAGCGUUGCAUAUAUCUUAUCUUGGUUCAUGAGUCAUCACAGUGAGUUUAGCUCUUAACGAACUUGCUCAAUUUCAAUCUUUGAUAGUCUCAUUGGAGCAUUACUGAUGAUUUCUGAAACAAGUCAUAUAUGCUAACAUUCUAACAAGCAAUAAAAGGAUAGAGCUUGACAUCUUAACUUAGAAAUGCUUCAAUUACGUGUCGAGCCUAAUUUGGUUCCUCAGGUACAGUGUAGGCUGUGGUAUAUUGUGCUUGCCGAGGCAUUAGGGUUCAUAUUGAUGUCACAGGAAAAUUGUCUUUGGAUUUGGGUUUCAGAGCAACCAAGCUGAAUUUUCACUGUUGAUAUUGUAAGAUGUAAUGGAACGGUGUUCUUGUCUUGUUGAUAUUGUAAGAUGUACGAGCUCAACUGAUAGAAACUUAGGAGUUAGGAUGCUGCUGUUUGAAUGCAUACAAGAAUCAUCGAUGGCUGAAGGUUUCCACAAAUAACUUGAAAAUUUGUAUUGAUAUAAACAGUAUCUGCUUUUGCUUCAUCUCCGAGGGAAUGUAACUCUAGUCGUUCUUUAUUUUCGCAUUUCCAGAAAUUGCACGUCUUAUUCUAACAAUAGUGAUGAAUGUGAAUUCUGUGUUCUAUGUUAAUACAAGAUUUGUUGAUUU